This is a messenger RNA of Perognathus longimembris pacificus (Pacific pocket mouse), 5776 nucleotides long. RefSeq names its product integrin subunit beta 4 (gene Itgb4). Gene Ontology annotation, biological process: cell migration; hemidesmosome assembly; integrin-mediated signaling pathway. The record is from RefSeq and is a predicted model, not a curated record. Gene Ontology annotation, molecular function: integrin binding. The transcript is spliced from 39 exons. The coding region runs from base 6 to 5489 and encodes 1827 amino acids. Gene Ontology annotation, cellular component: integrin complex; cell surface; membrane. NCBI's taxonomy places the organism in Eukaryota, Metazoa, Chordata, Mammalia, Rodentia, Heteromyidae.
GGACGAUGGCAGGGCUGCAUCCCAACCCGUGGACCACGGUGCUCGUGGCAGCUCUGCUAAGCCUCAGCCUUCCUGGGCACAUGGCCAAUCGCUGCAAGAAGGCCCAGGUGAAGAGCUGCACCGAGUGCAUCCGCGUGGACAAGGACUGUGCCUACUGUGUGGACGAACUGUUCAAGGAGCGGCGCUGCAACACCCAAAAGGAGCUGCUGGCCGCGGGCUGCGGGCUGGAGAGCGUGGUGGUGAUGGAAAGCAGCUUGGAGAUCACAGAGGCGACACACAUCGACACCAGCUUGCGCCGUAGCCAGGUGUACCCCCAAGGCCUGCAGGUGCGGCUGCGGCCUGGUGAGGAACGGCACUUUGAGUUUGAGGUGUUCGAGCCUCUGGAGAGCCCCGUGGACCUGUAUAUCCUCAUGGACUUCUCCAACUCCAUGUCUGAUGAUCUGGACAAUCUCAAGCAGAUGGGGCAGAACCUAGCCAACAUCCUGAGGAAGCUCACCAGUGAUUACACUAUUGGAUUCGGCAAGUUUGUGGACAAAGUCAGCGUCCCUCAGACAGACAUGAGGCCUGAGAAGCUGAAGGAGCCAUGGCCCAACAGUGACCCUCCCUUCUCCUUCAAGAACGUCAUCAGCCUGACGGACGAUGUGAAGGAAUUCUGGGAUAAACUGCAAGGAGAGCGGAUCUCGGGCAACCUGGACGCUCCGGAAGGCGGCUUCGACGCCAUUCUGCAGACCGCCGUGUGCACCAGGGCCAUUGGCUGGCGCCCGGAUAGCACCCACCUGCUGGUGUUCUCCACCGAGUCUGCCUUCCACUAUGAGGCGGAUGGCGCCAACGUGCUGGCGGGCAUCAUGAACCGCAAUGACGAGAAAUGCCACCUGGAUGACACGGGCACCUACACUCAGUACAAGACCCAGGACUACCCCUCCGUGCCCACGCUUGUGCGCCUGCUUGCCAAGCACAACAUCAUCCCCAUCUUCGCUGUCACCAACUACUCCUACAGCUACUAUGAGAAGCUGCACACUUAUUUCCCGGUCUCCUCGCUGGGGGUGCUGCAAGAGGACUCGUCCAACAUCGUGGACCUGCUGGAGGAGGCCUUCUACCGCAUCCGCUCCAACCUGGACAUCCGGGCACUGGACAGCCCUCGAGGCCUGCGGACAGAGGUCACCUCCAAGAUGUUCCAAAAGACCAAGACCGGGUCCUUUCACAUCAGACGGGGGGAAGUGGGCACAUACGACGUGCAGCUGCGGGCCGUGGAGGACGUGGAUGGCACGCACGUGUGCCAGCUGGCAGACGAGGACCAGAGAGGAAACAUCCACCUGAAGCCCUCCUUCUCUGACGGCCUCCAGAUGGACGUGGGCAUCAUCUGCGAUGUGUGCGCCUGCGAACUGCAAAAAGAAGUGCGGUCUGCUCGCUGCCACUAUCAAGGAGACUUCAUGUGUGGGCACUGCGUGUGCAAUGAGGGCUGGAGCGGCAAGACCUGCAACUGCUCCACGGGCUCGCUGAGCGACGCGCAGCCCUGCCUGCGGGAGGGCGAGGACAGGCCGUGCUCCGGCCGGGGCGAGUGCCAGUGCGGGCGCUGCGUGUGCUACGGCGAGGGCCGCUACGAGGGCCACUUCUGCGAGUACGACAACUUCCAGUGCCCCCGCACCUCCGGCUUCCUCUGCAACGACCGGGGUCGCUGCUCCAUGGGUCAGUGUGUGUGUGAGCCCGGCUGGACAGGCGCAAGUUGCGACUGUCCCCUCAGCAACGCCACGUGCAUCGACAGUAAUGGGGGCAUCUGUAAUGGACGAGGCUACUGCGAGUGUGGCCGAUGCCACUGUAACCAGCAGUCGCUCUACACGGACACCACCUGUGAGAUCAACUACUCCGCGAUCCGCCUGGGUUUGUGCGAGGACCUGCGCUCUUGUGUACAGUGCCAGGCCUGGGGCACUGGGGAGAAGAAGGGGCGCACGUGCCAGGAGUGCAGCUUCAAGGUCAAGAUGGUAGACGAGCUUAAGAAAGCAGAGGAGGUGGUGGAGUACUGCUCGUUCCGGGAUGAGGAUGAUGACUGCACGUACAGCUACACGGUGGAGGGCGAUGGGAGUCCCGGCCCCAAUAGCACCGUCCUGGUCCACAGGAAGAAGGACUGUCCCCCUGGCUUCUUCUGGGGCCUCAUCCUCCCGCUCAUCUUGCUCCUGCCGCUCUUGGCGCUGCUGCUGCUGCUCUGCUGGAAGUACUGUCCCUGCUGCAAGGCCUGCCUGGCACUUCUCCCUUGCUGUAACCGAGGCCACAUGGUGGGCUUUAAGGAAGACCACUACAUGCUCCGGGAGAACCUGAUGGCCUCGGACCACCUGGACACGCCCAUGCUGCGCAGCGGGAACCUCAAGGGGCGGGACACGGUCCGCUGGAAGAUCACCAACAACGUGCACCAGCGGCCCGGCUUCGCCACCACCCACGCCGCGAGCGCCAACCCCGCGGAGCUGGUGCCCUACGGGCUGUCCCUGCGCCUCGCUCGCCUCUGCACGGAGAACCUGAUGAGGCCCGGCACCCGAGAGUGCGACCAGCUGCGCCAGGAGGUGGAGGAGAACCUGAAUGAAGUAUACAGGCAAGUGGCCGGCUCGCAGAAGCUCCAGCAGACCAAGUUCCGGCAGCAGCCAAAUGCCGGGAAAAAGCAAGACCACACCAUUGUGGACACAGUGCUGAUGGCGCCCCGAUCGGCCAAGCAAACCCUGCUGAAAUUGACGGAGAAGCACGUGGAGCAGAGAGCCUUCCACGAGCUCAAGGUGGCCCCCGGCUACUACACCCUCACCGCGGAGCAAGACGCCAGGGGCAUGGUGGAGUUCCAGGAGGGGGUGGAGCUGGUGGACGUGAGGGUACCCCUCUUCAUCCGGCCCGAGGAUGACGACGAGAAGCAGCUGCUGGUGGAGGCCAUCGAUGUCCCCGUGGGCACCGCCACCCUUGGCCGCCGCCUGGUGAACAUCACCAUCAUCAAGGAGCAAGCCAGUGGAGUGGUGUCCUUCGAACGUCCGGAGUACUCGGUCAGCCGAGGCGAGCAAGUGGCCCGCAUCCCUGUCACCCGGCGCAUCCUGGACAACGGCAAAUCCCAGGUGUCCUACCGCACCCAAGACAGCACGGCUCACGGGAACCGGGACUAUGUCCCCGUGGAGGGUGAGCUCCUCUUCCACCCCGGGGAGACCUGGAAGGAGCUUCAAGUGAAGCUCUUGGAGCUACAGGAGGUUGACUCUCUCCUGCGAGGCCGCCAGAUCCGCCAAUUCCACAUCCAGCUCAGCAACCCCAAGUUUGGAGCCCGCCUGGGCCAGCCCCACUUAGCCACUGUCGUCAUUGGAGAGAGAGAUGAACUGGACCGCAGCUUCGUAGGUCAGACGCUCUCGCCACUGCCGCCCUCCCGAGGCGAUCUGGGCGCUCCGCAGAAUCCCAACGCCAAGGCCGCCGGGUCCAGGAAGAUCCAUUUCAACUGGCUGCCCCCUCCCGGCAAGCCGCUGGGGUACCGGGUGAAGUACUGGAUCCAGGGUGACCCGGAAUCAGAAGCCCACCUGAUCGACAGCAAGGUGCCCUCGGUGGAGCUCACCAACCUGUACCCCUACUGCGACUAUGAGAUGAGGGUGUGUGCCUAUGGGUCACAGGGCGAGGGGCCCUACAGCGCCCUGGUGUCCUGCCGCACCCACCAGGAAGUGCCCAGCGAGCCGGGGCGUCUGGCUUUCAACGUCGUGUCUUCCACGGUGACCCAGCUCAGCUGGGCGGAGCCCGCAGAGACCAACGGCGAGAUCACCGCCUACGAGGUCUGCUAUGGCCUGGUCAACGAGGACAACCGACCCAUCGGGCCCAUGAAGAAAGUGCUGGUGGAUAACCCCAAGAACCGGAUGCUGCUCAUCGAGAACUUGCGAGAAUCCCAGCCAUACCGCUACACCGUGAAGGCGCGGAACGGGGCGGGCUGGGGGCCCGAGCGGGAGGCCAUCAUCAACCUGGCCACUCAGCCCAAGAGGCCCAUGUCCAUCCCCAUCAUCCCAGACAUCCCCAUUGUGGACGCCCAAGGUGGAGAAGACUACGAGAGCUUCCUCAUGUACAGCGAUGACGUCUUGCGCUCCCCCGCCAGCAGCCAGAGGCCCAGCGUCUCUGAUGACACCGGCGGCGGCUGGAAGCCGGAGCCCCUGCCGGGGGAGGAGCUGGACCUGCGGCGCGUCACGUGGCGGCUGCCCCCGGAGCUCAUCCCGCGCCUGUCGGCCAGCAGCGGGCGCUCGGACGAGGACAGCGCCGCCGCCGCCGCCGCCGCGGGCAGCCGGGACCCGGAGGGCGGCGGGGGGCGCUGCGCCACACCUGGGCCCCUCGGAGAGCACCUGGUGAAUGGCCGCAUGGACUUCGCCUUCCCCGGCAGUGCCAACUCCCUGCACAGGAUGACGGCCGCCAGCGCCGCCUACGGCACCCACCUGAGCCCACACCUGCCCCACCGGCUGCUGAGCGCGUCCUCCACCCUCACCCGCGACUACCACUCGCUCACGCGCACCGAGCACCUGGCCACGCUGCCCAGGGACUACUCCACCCUCACCUCCCUGUCCUCCCAGGACUCUAGAGCAGCGGCUAUGGGAGGGGCGGCCACCGCGGGCGUGCCCGACACACCCACCCGCCUGGUGUUCUCAGCCCUGGGGCCCACAUCUCUGAAAGUGAGCUGGCAGGAGCCACAGAGUGAGCGUGUGCUGCUGGGCUACAGCGUGGAGUACCAGCUGCUGAACGGCGGCGAGCUGUACCGACUCAACAUCCCCAGCCCGAGCCAGACUUCCGUGGUGGUGGAAGACCUCCUGCCCAACCACUCCUACGUGUUCCGAGUGCGAGCACAGAGCCAGGAGGGCUGGGGCCGGGAGCGCGAGGGUGUCAUCACCAUCGAGUCCCAGGUGCACCCUCAGAGCCCUCUGUGCCCCCUGCCCGGGUCUGCCUUCACGCUGAGCACCCCCAGCGCCCCGGGCCCACUGGUGUUCACGGCCCUCAGCCCCGACUCGCUGCAGCUGAGCUGGGAACGGCCGCGGAGGCCCAACGGAGAUAUCCUGGGCUACCUGGUGACCUGUGAGAUGGCCCAAGGAGGAGGACCCGCCACCACCUUCCGGGUAGAUGGAGACAACCCGGAGAGCCGGCUGACGGUGCCCGGGCUCAGCGAGAACGUGCCCUACAAGUUCAAGGUGCAAGCCAGGACGACAGAGGGCUUCGGGCCAGAGAGGGAGGGCAUCAUCACCAUCGAGUCCCAGGAUGGAGGCCCCUUCCCACAGCCGGGCAGCCACGCCGGGCUCCUUCAGCACCCACUGCAUGGGGAGUUCAGCAGCAUCACCACCACCCACACCAGCACCACGGAGCCCUUCCUCAUGGAUGGACUGACCCUGGGGUCUCAGCGGCUGGAGGCGAGCGGCUCCCUCACCCGGCACGUGACCCAGGAGUUCGUAAGCCGCACGCUGACCACCAGUGGAACCCUCAACACCCAGGUGGACCAACAAUUCUUCCAAACCUGAUCCACCCAAUGUCCUCAGGACCUUGGACCCCAGGGCCCAGUCCCAGCCUUCUCCACCUCCCCCUACCCCAGCAGCUACCCUGCCCUUGAUUCCCCCCAGGGACCCAUCCAGCUGUGUGCUCACCACAGAGCAGAGGUGUGUCCUCUGAAAAGCCAUGAAGGGACAGAAGACCCAGAGGCUCUUCUGGGUCCCCCCCUGCCCUAGCCAAACGCCUUUGUAACCAAAGAGCUGGGACCUGCACAAGGGCCCGGCCUUUGUUCUGCACUUAAUAAAAGGUUUUGCUACUG